Messenger RNA from Cucurbitaria berberidis CBS 394.84, 1047 nucleotides. RefSeq lists its product as uncharacterized. NCBI's taxonomy places the organism in Eukaryota, Fungi, Ascomycota, Dothideomycetes, Pleosporales, Cucurbitariaceae. Bases 205 to 1047 code for a protein of 280 amino acids. The record is from RefSeq and is a predicted model, not a curated record. The transcript is spliced from 2 exons.
GCCUGCUUAAUCAACUGCUUCUGUACACUUCGACAGCAAGAGUGAAGAUUCGCCUGGAGCGAGUACCGCCAAACGAUUGUUUCUAGCCAACUACCUUUCGGCAAGUAGAAACUCACUUGGAUCGAUUAUCACCGACGAAAUCCGAGGGACCUUCCUCACGAGAAAUAACUGAUAAAUUCCCUCGUACGCCAUUCCACUGAGACAAUGUGCACCGCAAAGCGCAAAGUCUGCGAGAAGUGCGACUGUGUGUGGAAUGAAGAAGAGAAACGGAAAAAGAAGCAAGAGCAGGAGAACAGGAAAAGAAGAAAGGAACUGAAGAUUGUAGAGGAGCUGAGGAGGAAGAAGGCUAAAGAACAGGCUAAAGAGCAACUUCAAGAGCAACGGGCCCAACUCGCAGAGCAGAAUUCACGACAUAUAGUACAGACGAAGCAGGCACAAGAUGCAAUGAAGAAUGAGGAGAAGAUACGGAAUCAGGAGAAGAUGCGAAAUCAAGAGUUUCAGGAGAGGAUGCGUGCUCAGCAAGAUGUUUAUGCAAAAACAGCUCAGAGAGAACAUGCAAAGCAACUAAAAAUAGAGGAGAAUGCUAGAAAAGCACAAGAGGAGGCUCGAAAAGAACAGGAGCGGAGCGCGAAAGCCCAACUCGCAGCGAAACAUUCACAACAAACAGUACUGGCUAUGCAAGCACAGGCGGAAAAGAAACGAAUACAAAAGCAACAGGAGCUCGAUGCCCAAAAAUCUCGGGAAGAAUACGAUAAGCAAGUAAAAGCUGAGAAGAAAAUUAGGGAUAAAGCGGAGGCAGAGAGGUGGGCAGAGGAGAGAAAGAUUCAAAAUGAACAGGCAAGGGUUCUAAGACAACAAGAGAAGGCUCGAAAGGAUAACGAGAAGGCUCAAAAACAGAGGGAGAAAGAACGAAGAGAACAGGAGAAGAGGGCGAAGGCCAAGCAGCCGGCGGCUCACAAGCCUACUCAAAGCACACAUAAGCGCAGUCCGUCAAAAUCACCCCCAAGUCAGGGAGCCGGAGGGAAGGGAAAGAAGAAGAGAGUUUGA